AAUAGGUAGCAAAAUCAUGCGCGGCACGAUGAUGCGACUCGGUGACACGGUGACGACACGAGCGAAGCCCGGCCGGGCCCCCGCCCUCGGCCGUCAUCGCCAUCGCCUGGCUCGCAGGCCUCCCGUCCUCCACACGCCCGCCUGCAAAAGUCCAACCCGUGGUGGCCUGGUGGACCAGUCCUCCCCUCCUCAGCUCACCACCACCAGUCCACCACCACCAGGGCAGCAACCGCCUCGCCGACGCGAUCUCCCUCCCCUCCCCACCCCCCAGCCUCCGCCGCCGCGGCGCGCGAUGCAAUUCCUCAUCGCCUCCGCCUCGGUCUCCUCGCCGGUGCCACCGUCCGCGCACCUCCUCCGCCUCUCGAGGCCCCUGCCCUUCCCGCACCUCCGCCGCCGCUGCUCCCUGCCCAAACCCCUCACCUUCACCCCCAGACCGCCGCUCUUACUCGCCUCGCGCCGCUCCCUGCCCGUCAUCCCACGUGCCCACGGCGGCCACGGCCACGGCCACGGCCACCACCACCACCACCACCAUCAUCAACACCACGGCCAUGACCACCACGGGCACGGGCACGGGGGAGCCGGGGGCGCGGUGGUCAUGCGGGUAGCGAGGGCGAUCGGGUGGGCCGACGUCGCCGACGCGCUGAGGGAGCAUCUCCAGGUCUGCUGCAUCUCCCUCGGACUGCUCCUGAUCGCCGCCGCCUGCCCGCACGUCGCGCCCCUCAACUCGGUCAGGCGCCUGCAGGCCGCCCUCGUCGCCGUCGCGUUCCCUCUCGUCGGGGUGUCUGCAGCGCUUGAUGCUCUUGUAAAUAUUGCUGAUGGAAGAAUAAAUAUCCAUGUCCUCAUGGCUCUUGCAGCAUUUGCUUCUAUAUUUAUGGGAAACUCAUUGGAGGGUGGCCUGCUUCUUGCAAUGUUUAACUUGGCUCAUAUCGCCGAAGAGUACUUUACAAGUAAGUCAAUGAUUGAUGUGAGGGAACUGAAGGAAAAUCAUCCGGAAUUUGCACUGUUGUUAGAAACAAGUGGAGAAGAAUCAGUACAGUUCUCAAGUUUAAGUUACACCAAAGUUCCUGUGCAUGAUCUUGAAGUGGGUUCUCAUAUUUUGGUCAGAGCUGGCGAGGCUGUGCCUGUUGAUGGAGAAGUCUACCAAGGUUCAUCAACUGUCACAAUUGAACACCUAACUGGUGAAACGAAACCUCUAGAAAGGACGGUGGGGGAUGCCAUACCGGGUGGUGCCAGAAACUUGGAGGGAAUGAUGAUUGUAAAGGUGACAAAGUCAUGGGAGGACUCAACAGUCAACAGAAUUGUCCAGUUGACUGCAGAAGGCCAGCUAAACAAGCCAAAGUUGCAAAGAUGGCUUGAUGAGUUUGGAGAGCACUAUAGCAGAGUUGUUGUGGCCCUGUCUUUGGUUGUUGCACUGUUGGGACCGUUCCUCUUUAAGUGGCCCUUUUUUGGUAACUCUGUUUGUAGGGGUUCAAUUUACCGUGGAUUAGGACUUAUGGUGGCUGCAUCUCCCUGUGCAUUGGCCGUAGCUCCAUUAGCAUAUGCAACUGCAAUCAGUUCUCUUGCUAGUAAGGGAAUUUUGUUGAAAGGUGGUCAUGUCUUAGAUGCUCUUGCUGCUUGUCAGUCUAUUGCUUUUGACAAGACAGGCACAUUAACAACUGGGAAGCUUAGGUGCAAAGCAAUCGAGCCCAUUCAUGGGCAUUUGGGUGUCACAAAUGGUCUUAGUGAUCCUUCUUGCUGCAUUCCAAACUGUGAAAGUGAAGCUCUAGCUGUUGCUGCAGCUAUGGAGAAAGGAACAACCCAUCCUAUUGGAAGGGCUGUUUUAGAUCACUCUGUUGGAAAGGAGCUCCCAAUGGUUGCUGUAGAAAGUUUUGAAUGCUUACCUGGUAUGGGAGUUGCUGCUACUUUGAGUGGUAUAAAGGCAAAAAACAACGAAAAUGAGCUAGCUAAGGCAUCUAUUGGUUCUGUGGAAUAUAUUUCUUCGCUGUACAGAUCUAGUGGUGAAUCUGAGCAAAUAAAAGAAGCUGCAAAAAGUUCUGCAUAUGGACCCGAAUUUGUCCAGGCUGCUCUAUCUGUUGAUAAAAAGGUAACCCUUUUCCACUUUGAGGAUGAACCGCGGUCUGGUGUUUGUGAAGUUAUAUCUACCUUACGAGAAAAGGCUAAACUUCGCAUCAUGAUGCUUACUGGAGAUCAUGAAUCAAGUGCCCUGAGAGUUGCUAAAGCUGUCUGUAUUGACGAAGUUCACUACUCUUUAAAGCCAGAGGACAAGUUGAAUAAAGUAAAAGCAGUUUCAAGGGAGGGAGGUGGAGGUUUAAUAAUGGUCGGUGAUGGUAUAAAUGAUGCGCCAGCUCUUGCAGCUGCAACAGUCGGAAUCGUUCUAGCCCAACGUGCCAGUGCAACAGCAGUGGCUGUUGCAGAUGUUCUGUUGUUGCAGGAUAAUAUCUGUGGGGUGCCAUUCUGCAUUGCUAAGGCUCGCCAAACAACUUCAUUGGUCAAGCAAAGUGUAGCUCUGGCCUUAACUUGUAUCGUUUUUGCUGCACUUCCUUCUGUCCUGGGAUUUCUUCCUCUUUGGUUGACGGUACUUCUUCAUGAAGGAGGAACCCUUCUAGUGUGCUUGAACUCGAUACGAGCCUUGAACGCCCCGACAUGGUCUUUGGUAGAUGACAUCCGACAACUUGUUGAGGGCCUAAGAAACUAUCUCUCAACGAAGUUGAACGGCUCUUCCUCAAACUAUGUAGCAAAUACUGUUCCCUUGUAGAUAGCAUGUACAACAACAGUUCCUUUCUUACCUUGUUUGUGUGGUACCAUUGGAAUUUAGGUGAGGGGUUCUUACUAAUUUUUGUAGGCUGUACUCUUAUCACCACCAUGUAAAGAAAUUUGCCUUCAUAUCGAGUUGAAAGUCAAAACAGUGCUGGACGCCCUGUUAUGAUAA
Phragmites australis (common reed) is the source of this 2929-nucleotide messenger RNA. Its product is annotated as probable cadmium/zinc-transporting ATPase HMA1, chloroplastic. Gene Ontology annotation, molecular function: ATP hydrolysis activity; ATPase-coupled monoatomic cation transmembrane transporter activity; ATP binding. Gene Ontology annotation, biological process: monoatomic cation transport. The record is from RefSeq and is a predicted model, not a curated record. The coding region runs from base 17 to 2755 and encodes 912 amino acids. Gene Ontology annotation, cellular component: membrane. Lineage: Eukaryota; Viridiplantae; Streptophyta; Magnoliopsida; Poales; Poaceae. The transcript is spliced from 13 exons.